GCUGAAAGGAAGAAUUAACUGGUCUUUCAACUUCAGCCUUUUUAUUGUGAGAGGAGAGAUCACAGAAGUGUUACCAUGGGGAGAACAACAGCGAAAGAUUCAAAGAAUAUUAAAAAAGAGAAAGAUGGAAAGAAUCAGCAGGCAAACAACCCAGCUUUAAAAAGUGAACACUUUAAUUGGGAUGAUUAUCUGAAAGAGACUGAAUCAGUAGCUGCCCCCCUGCAUUGUUUCAGACAGUCUAGAAUUCCACCUACAAAUGAUUUCAAAGUUGGCAUGAAACUGGAAGCCCGUGAUCCUCGCAAUGUUACCUCAGUUUGUAUAGCUACAGUAAUUGGAAUCACUGGUGCCAGGCUAAGGCUGCGGCUGGAUGGAAGUGACAACAAAAAUGACUUCUGGAGGCUUGUGGAUUCCUCAGACAUACAGCCCAUUGGGACCUGUGAAAAGAAAGGGGGCAUGCUCCAGCCUCCACUUGGGUUCCAGAUGAAUGCAUCCUCUUGGCCAAUGUUUCUCUUAAGAACUCUCAAUGGAGCUGAGAUGGCACCUGCAGCAUUCUUUAAGAAGGAACCACCAAAACCUGUGCCAAACUGCUUUAAAGUUGGAAUGAAACUUGAAGCUAUAGAUAGAAAGAACCCAUACAUGAUUUGCCCAGCAACCAUUGGAGAUGUUAAAGGAGAUGAAGUUUUUGUUACAUUUGAUGGCUGGAGAGGAGCAUUUGACUAUUGGUGCAGGUGUGAUUCUCGAGAUAUUUUCCCAGUCGGAUGGUGUAGCUUGACAGGAGAUGCAUUACAACCGCCAGGGAACAAUGUUUCCAUUACAAAGAGCAGUGCAAAAAUCCAAUCUUCCCCUUCCAAAGUGACCCGGCGUUCAAUGCAGUCUCCACAGAAAUCUGCUCCAGUACCAGCGCAGCGGAGCAGGAAACCAGGUCGGGGCAAACCCCCUGGACAGUCUGAAGUUCCCAAGAAGGGCAGGUCUCCUAAAAAUAUUCCCCUGACAAAAAGCACCUCUCAUACUGAAAAUCUUAAAACAAGGAAAAAAAGUUUAAAACCUGGAAAAAAGAAAAAAAUUUUGUCAGAACAACAGACUCCUAACUCUCCCUCUCCUCAGUCAUCUCCUGAGGGGGAAAAUGGCACUACGCAGAUACUUAAAGAUGGAAUCAGUUUAUCUGGUGCAACUGCAGCAGUUAUAUCCACAGUGUGUGUUUAUGUGAACAAACAUGGAAAUUCUGGGCCUCACCUGGAUAAGAAGAAGGUACAGCAGCUUCCAGACCAUUUUGGACCAGGUCCUGUCAAUGUGGUACUUCAACAGGCUGUACAGGCUUGUGUGGAUUGUGCCUAUCAAGCCAAAACAGUCUUUGGAUUUCUGAAAUCUGGCCAUCACGGAGGGGAAAUGAUAACUGUUAAUGCUUCCUUUGAUGGGGAAAAGCAUGCCAUCAAUCUUCCUUCUGUAAACAGCGCAUCGUUUGUCCUGCGCUUCUUGGAGAAACUCUGCCACAGUCUGCAGUGUGAUAAUCUCUUCAGUAGCCAGCCUUUCAGCCCUUACAUGGGAUGUGCACAUAGUCCUAUGGAGUAUGAUAGGAAUAAGCCAGCCAAAGAAGAAAUACCUGAAAACAGGAGUGCUAAACGAUACCCUCAGGACUCUCCACCAUAUACUGCUCCUCUUUCACCUAAGCUUCCCAGAAACGAUGCUCAUCCAUCUGAAGCAGAAACAUUGCCUAUAGAGGAAAACAGCACUUCCAAAGAACACAGAUUUUCUGAGGAUUCUAUGGAUUCUGCACUUAAUUCUGUAAAUUCGUCAAACCCAACCUGUCGAAAUUCCACAGAGUACCGCACUUCAGGAAAUGCUGCAUAUUACAGAAAUUCCCAUCAGCCAGCAACUGCUACCUCAAACUCGGCCCCAGUCCUGCGCAGGCUGUCCCUGAGCUCUGCUGGGAGCAGUGGUUACUGUGAAGUCAGUAGGAACCGGAUACAGAGGCGGAUUGAAGCUGCAAGUUCCACAACUGGACCGGAUUUGAAUUCACUAAAAAGGGAACCUUCAAGAAUACCAAAUAAAGAUCCUUCCACCUGGUCAAUAGAGGAAGUAGUGCGCUUUGUGAAAGAAGCUGAUCCACGGGCACUGGCUCCACAUGCAGAACUCUUCAGGAGACAUGAAAUUGAUGGGAAGGCACUGCUCUUACUGAGGAGUGAUAUGAUAAUGAAAUAUAUGGGACUGAAGCUGGGUCCUGCCCUAAAGUUGUGCUAUCACAUUGAACGACUUAAACAAGGGAAGUUCUAGCCAGUGGGAAUUCCACAAACGUGUGUUCAGAUCACACCAAGCUCUCAGGUUCACAGCCAACGCCUUGAUUGGAAACUCUUUUGCUGAUAUAAACAUUUAUUUUUUUAAAGUUCUCUCAAAAUAUA
Molecule: messenger RNA, 2396 nt
Organism: Cinclus cinclus
Lineage: Eukaryota; Metazoa; Chordata; Aves; Passeriformes; Cinclidae
Gene: SCML2
Product: Scm polycomb group protein like 2
Exons: 15
Coding region: 76-2271 (731 amino acids)
Biological process (GO): regulation of DNA-templated transcription
Cellular component (GO): nucleus
Molecular function (GO): protein binding
Source: RefSeq, a predicted model, not a curated record